Molecule: messenger RNA, 1504 nt
Organism: Octodon degus (degu)
Lineage: Eukaryota; Metazoa; Chordata; Mammalia; Rodentia; Octodontidae
Gene: Bri3bp
Product: BRI3 binding protein
Exons: 3
Coding region: 1-669 (222 amino acids)
Cellular component (GO): mitochondrion
Source: RefSeq, a predicted model, not a curated record
AUGCGUCACUUUGCAGGUUACAUCUCCCCAGAGCUGCGACCCGCCUGUGCAAGGGCCAAGGGGCUGGGCGUUGCCGUUCUGCGGGGCUCGGCAGGCUCACCUUCCUCCCCGGGGCGCUGGACCCCUCCUGUGUUCCUGACCAGGCUGACCGAGAGGUUCGUGCUGGGUGUGGACCUGUUCCUGGAGGCCGUGUGGAAGGUGUGGACGGAGCUCUUGGAGGUCCUUGGCCUUGACGUGUCCAACCUGUUGCAGUACCUGAGCCCCGCUGCGAUGUCCAACAGCCCCGCCCGGGCGCUGCUGCUGGUCGGUGUUGUCCUCCUGGCCUACUGGUUCCUGUCCCUGACCCUGGGCUUCACCUUCAGCGCCCUGCAUCUGAUGUUCGGCCGCUUCUUCUGGAUCGUGCGUGUUAUGCUGUUCUCCAUGUCAUGCAUGUACAUCCUGCACAAGUACGAGGGUGAGCCCGAGAACGCCGUGCUGCCCCUGUGCCUGGUGGUCGCUGUCUACUUCAUGACGGGGCCCAUGGGCUUCUACUGGCGCAGCGGCAGCCCUGGCGCGCCCAGCGGCCCCAAUGUGGAGGAGAAGCUCGAGCACCUGGAGAACCAGGUGCGGCUGCUCAACAUCCGCCUCAAUAGGGUGCUGGAGAGCUUGGACCGCCCCAAGGACAAAUGAAGGUCAGCCAGCCGGCUGGAUCCACCCGCACCCACACGCGCGCCCAGAAAGCAGAAGAGAAAGAAGAAGCCGGCAAUGCCAAAUCCCAAGCGAUCUUAAUAAACUGCAGCCAGUGAGCCGGGCGCCUGGUGGGGGUGUUUCCAGCCGCGCGAGAAUCGCAGCUCCCUAGGGACACCCCGACGGUGUGCACUGCCGCGCCGCGCCGCCAGGGGGCGGCGCUGGGCAGAAUAUUUUUUAAACAAAGAAUAGAACUCUAUGGGCUGUACAGCCUGAGAAAUUUAUCUGUGCAUAGAACAUAAAAUUAAUUUUUGAAACAUUUAAAUACAUCUUUUGUAAGGUUUUUAAAUAAAGGCAGAUGGGGUCGAGUUUGUUAGAAUUUUCCAUUGGGGAGGGUAGGACUGGAAGCUAUCAGAAAGGUGCAGGAGUGGGUGGUGGCGUCCCCAAGUGCGGCCUUUGUUGCCCACCUGGGCGCUGUUUUGUCAUCUUGGCUUGGUGGAGACUUAGUUAAUGAAUGUUGUCACUUCUAAAUGUGGGUGGUUGGUGCCAGGCAGGUGGCACAGGCCUGUGAGUCCAGCACUGGGGAGGCUGAGGCAGGAGGAUGGCUGUGAGCUGUGAGUUCAGGGUAGUUUGAACAACAUAGCAAGGCCCUGUCUCAAAAAAUAAAACGAAAUGCAACACUGGACAGCUGGGCCUGGGGGCGCAACCCAACCUCCUUUGCAUCCCAGGGACCCUGCCUGAGCUUCGUCCAUUGCCUUUCUCGGCACUCCAAGGUAUUUUCUCCUCUGUAGUUUGGUGCAGGAUUUGUGUUUGUUUUCAGUCAUUGGCCUUUGUUUUG